AUGCGUUUCCAUCUCCUAGCUUUCCUGCCUUUGGCGCUCUCUACGGUUCUUCCGCGCGAUGAUGCAGUAGAUUAUGAGGGCUACGAAGCCUUCCGUAUCAACACGCAUGGAGACGGAGGUGCCGUGAAGACCCAGCUCUCCUCCAUCGACUACAAGCAAUGGAACUACCGCGUUGACCAGCAUCUCGAUAUUGCCGUGCCAGCGGAAGAUUGUGCGAAGUUCAAGCAGCUCGGUCUUGAAUGGGAGCAGAUGCACAAGAACUUGGGACAGUCUAUCAGGGAGGAGAAGCAGUGGAAGAAGUAUCCAGGCAGGAAGCCGGACGAACUUCCAGACGACUCGUGGUUCGACAGCUACCAUCCGUACGAAGACCACAAAUCCUUCUGGGAGGACUUACACGCUGCAUUCCCCAAGAACUCAAAGAUGAUUAGCUCUGGUACCUCUGUGCAAGGACGUGACCUCUUCGGCCUAAAGCUGUAUGGCAGCGGCAACCACAACGUUCAGAAGCCCGCUAUCAUCUGGCACAGCAACGUGCACGCCAGAGAAUGGAUCACAUCAAUGACCGUAGAGUACAUUGCCUACCAGCUCAUCGAAGGCUACGGCGGUUGCAAGGGCAGCAAACCAGACGCCGAGGUUCAGAGUCUCUUGGAUACAUACGACUUCUACCUGAUCCCCUUUGUCAACCCCGACGGCUUCGUUUACUCCCAAGAGGUCGACAGACUCUGGCGCAAAAACCGCUCCUCUCCACCACCAGGCGCAAACCAGACCUGUUACGGCACAGACGUCAACAGAAACUGGCCGUGGAAAUGGAACGUUAUCCGUUUCGGCUCCUCGCCCGACCCGUGCGAAGAAGACUAUCGUGGCGAAGCACCGGGUGAUACGCCAGAGAACCAAGGUAUGACCGCCUUCAUCGACAGCAUCGCCAAAGAGCAACCGAUCAAAUUCUACGUCGACUGGCACAGCUAUGGCCAGUACAUCCUCACCCCCCAUGGCUGGUCCUGCAAGAUCGUCGCCGAGAACAGCGAAGAGCAAGUCGAUCUCGCCGAGGAGGUGCAGGAGGUGAUAGCAAGUGUGCAUGGGACGAACUUCACUUACGGACCCAUCUGCGAGACGCUGUAUGCGGUGAAUGGCGGCAGCACGGAUUACGUUUACGACAUUGCUGGGGCAGAGUACUCGUGGGCUUUUGAGGUGAGAGACGAAGGCAAGUUUGGGUUUGUGCUCCCGAAGAGGUUUAUCAGGCCAGUUGGGGAGGAGAUGUGGGAGGGUGUAAAGUAUGCUAUCGCGAACAUGUGA
Molecule: messenger RNA, 1290 nt
Organism: Saxophila tyrrhenica
Lineage: Eukaryota; Fungi; Ascomycota; Dothideomycetes; Mycosphaerellales; Extremaceae
Exons: 2
Coding region: 1-1290 (429 amino acids)
Biological process (GO): proteolysis
Molecular function (GO): zinc ion binding; metallocarboxypeptidase activity
Source: RefSeq, a predicted model, not a curated record